UCUUUGUUGCUUUGGUUUGCAUUUUGCAGUGUGGUUCGUCGCCUCCCACUUUUGUCAUUUUGUCUUCUCGCUGGAAUCCAGUCAUGCUUUGACUUCUUUGGAGUCCUUUUUGGGGACGUUUAGGACUUUUCUUGCAGCCGAGCUUUACAGGUGUGUUGUUUUUUUUUUCCUAUGCUUUUGCUCUUUUUGGGAUGUUUUUGUGGUUUUUGGCGGAUAGAUGCUAGGCGGACUGGGUUUUUGUUUUCCACAAAGAUGAAGACGCUACAUUGGAGAUUAAAGAUUGCAAACAUGUGCAAUAACAGACAAGGAGUGCGCCAGGUGGAGGAUGACUGGUAAAACCCAGACCAGCAACGUGACCAACAAGAAUGACCCGCGCUCGCUCAACUCCAGAGUCUUCAUCGGCAACCUCAACACGGCCAUCGUCAAGAAGACCGACAUCGAGGUCAUCUUCGCCAAGUACGGCAAGAUCGUGGGCUGCUCCGUGCACAAGGGCUACGCCUUCGUACAGUACCUGGCUGAGAGGAACGCCCGGGCGGCCGUGGCCGGCGAGAACACCCGCGUCAUCGCCGGACAACCUUUGGACAUAAACAUGGCUGGCGAGCCCAAACCCUACAGGCCCAAAACCGUCUCCAAAAGGCCCAUCUCAGCGGUCUACAGCCCCCUCUCCCACAGUGGUUAUGAAUUUGACUACGAGUACUACAGAGAUGACUUCUACAGCAGGCUUUUUGACUACCACGGCCGAGUGGCGCCCCCUCCAAGAGCCGUGAUCCCCGUAAAGCGCUCCAGGGUGCUGGCUCCUUCCUCCCGCCGCGGGAAAGCCUCCUUCCAUAUCAAAACGUCCUCCUCUUCCUCGUCGUCGUCCUCCAGACCUCCCACGUCCUCCUCCUCCGCAGCCGGCAUCAAACUGAAGACCAACCAACUGCAGACCAUCAAACGGGAGCUGACGCAGAUCAAGACCAAGAUCGAUUCCCUGCUGGGUCGCCUGGAGAAGAUUGAGAAGCAGCAGAGAGUCGAGUCCGAGGCUCAGAGGAAGUACGAGGACAACUGCGACUCGCUGCAUGACGAGUCGGUGUCAGAGGCGGCGGAGAACUCCGGCGAGGAGGCCGGCGGGGGAGCGCUGGACGUGGAGGCCGGCGAGAUGAGCGACUGCGGCGAGGACGACUACGACGAAGAGGACGAGGAGGGCGGCCGCCACCGUCUGAUAGAGAACCACAUUUCGGAUAUUGACAACUGAAAUGAGGAAAUUGUCCCGAAUUCAUCAUUCCUUUCAUGAGGCGGAGAGAGGGAGGAUCAGCGAAGUAUCCAGAGUGACCGGACGGACUUGAAGAGACGCCCACGAGUGGGCAGCAAAUGUGGCGUAUGUAAAAAAAAAAAAUUUAAAAAAAAAUUACAAUUUACCACAAUGUUGUGCUGUUGUCGUAUCCCACGGGGAUACUUGGGAUGUGGUUUUGCGUACGCGGAACAUUUUCUUAAUGUGAAUAAAAUUUAUUUAUUCACAUUUUGUGUGUUUGCGUCUUCUCAACAUGCGCUAAAGUAUUUAUUUUAAAGCUUAAUUUUGGUCCGCCUCCAGUCUUCAACAACUCAAUGUGUUUCUCUCUCCCGCCCCCCCCACCGACACAAUUGAUAUUUGCAGUGUGUAAUUUGGAUUGGACGGAUCAAUUUAAUGACCUACCGGUAAUUCUUGAGUUAGCGCAGAAGCUAAUAGUUAGCUUUAUUAUGCGUUGUUGCCAUCACUUCUGACGCGGCCAAUCUUCAGAAAAACUAGAAGGUGGUCGCUAGCUAGCAACCCUCCGAAAUGGCAACUAGAGCAGUGAUUCUCAAACUAGUGGUACCCAGGCACCAUCUGAUGGUACGCAAAAGAAUCACCUAAUUACGUAUUUUUCGGACUAUAAGUCGCAGUUUUUUUCAUAGUUUGACCGGGCUCCAGUGCGACUUUUAUAUGUUUUUUUUCCUUUUUUAUUAUGCAUUUUCAGCAGGUGCGACUUAUACUAAGGUGCGACUUAUACUCCGAAAAAUGCGGUAUAUAUUCAAACACAGUAUUACUGUUCAAACUGUGUGUAAUGUUACAUUGGCCAGAAAUAUUCAAUAUACUUGGUAAAUAAAACCUCUGCCUUGUUUUUCAUUAAUAUUUAGGCCUACUAUGCUACUGUACUUUAAUGUUUAGUCAUUAUGGUGGUACUUGGAGAGCCAAGCGUUUUCUGAGGUGGUACUUGGUGAACAAAGUUUGGGAACCGCUGAACUAGAGUAUUAUUUAUAGUACUAAGCAUACUUUACACCUGCCAGCUAUUACCGAAACAAAACACAAAAAAUACCGACUGGAGAUUAAUGUGUGUGCUGGCACUUUAAAUCCAAGGUCAGCAAGAUUAUUUGUCAUUAUGGAUGGAUUAACAAUUAUUUUAUUUUCAGUGUUAAAAUAUUGUUUUUUUUUUAAAUUGUGAGAGCGUAAGAGCGAGUGUGGUCAUUUUUAUGCCCUUUUUUUUUUUGGCUCGACAUCCUCUCCCUGUGUAAGUAGUGGUUACCAUGGAAACAGCAGCUAGACUAGACUGUCAAUCAACAACAGUAUACUGACUGAGUCCGUGUGUGAGUGAGUGACUUCGGGCUUUGUUAGAGACGCGAAAAACUGUUGUAUAAAGAAGAAAAAAAAACAAAAUGUUAAAUUUUUUGUAUAAAUAUUUUUAUCAAAAGGCAUGUUUAAUGUAACUUUGUAUUUUCAGUUGAUGUACAAAAAAAGAGGAAAACUACGAUAUAUGACAGCAGCUGUAAGGCCAGAAAGUUCAUUUAGCCAUUGUGUACAUAAAUAUUUGUGUUCCUCUGAUUCAAUAAAGUUUGUGUGACGUUUAAUUAAA
This is a messenger RNA of Nerophis lumbriciformis (worm pipefish), 2846 nucleotides long. It is a transcript of the gene ralylb, whose product is annotated as RNA-binding Raly-like protein. Gene Ontology annotation, molecular function: RNA binding. Lineage: Eukaryota; Metazoa; Chordata; Actinopteri; Syngnathiformes; Syngnathidae. The record is from RefSeq and is a predicted model, not a curated record. Gene Ontology annotation, cellular component: nucleus.